AUUCCACUCAUCAAAACACAUAUAUUAGUGACAAAAGCUUUAUUUUGAAAAAAUAUCACUUCCAGGUGACUUUAACGUAUUCAGGUGCACAAUGGUUCAAUCUGUCAAAGGAGUUUUGAAUUAUUUGAUUAUAUUUAAAAUAAAAUAAAGGAAAAUAAAUAAGUAACAAAUGAAAUAAAGGAUUUGACUGUUUGUUCCAAGCACAAUGGGGGGUAAGCUUUGGUCAAGAAAGAAAAAGGACUUAAAUUGUUUGAAGGAAUCUGAAGAAUGUUGUUUACGGUGGUAGCUGAUGGGAAACAUUAUCCUGUUAAUGAAUGACUAUAAAAUGAUGAGAGUCAGUGUCAUAAUUUGCCUUGCAAUUAUGAAUUUGCCUUGCAAUUAUGAACAAAAAUGUAAAAAUUCUCAUUUAUGAUCAGUGAAUUAUCUUACUAGCCAGAAAGGCCCUGGAAUAUGAAUGCACAGGUCCACUCUUGUUUGCACUCAAUUGUACACGAUUGUAUUCGGGCAUCCACUACGAGAGAAAAGCGCAUUGUAAGCUGCUGUGUCUAUUAUAAUGAUUCUAACAGGGUACAACAUUUAGUUUUUGAGUUGAUCAAAAGAGUUGAAAAAUGCAACUUUUUUUUAUCAAGAACAAAAUAAAUGGAAAACUACCAACCACAGACAGGUUCUUUAUGUCUGUGCUACCAACCCCUUAACAGUUUUGGUAUUGCGCCCUCUCGUGAACGGUACAACUUUUGCAGAAAACAAAAUGGCGUUCGCUGGGCGGCAAUUUCAAUCCCUCCGGAGAUCUUUUCGAAGGAGCACCAGGAAACGAAAUUACACAUUAAACGACCCAGUUGUUUCUGAAACUAAGAAAAGAAAGACAGAGGAUGAUGAGAACUUGCAGCCUGUGUCCAACAAUUUUGAGGAUCCAUCUGCACAAAUGCGGCUCUGGUCAGGAUGCAAGAACAUGGACAACACGCGGGACAUAGUGGAAGACCUAGACCUCUUUUACUUCAGGCAGCUUGCUGUUAGCUUACAGGAUUUUGAGCUUCAGAAGAAGAUUGACGUCGAGAUCAAGAUGCGAGAAGGAACGAAGAAACUCCUGGCAGCCUGUAACCGCGAGCAGCAGAUGCUCCAGGGUUCCAAGUCUCUCUUAGUCUCCGACACCAGGGUGCUCGCCUACAUGUCUGAACUACAGAAACGCAAGACGGCCGAGUACGAGAAACAGGCGUCGCCCGCUAAGAGUGGAGCCAGCUCGGCAGAGAAUGGGUCUGGGAUGGUGCCCUGUAAAGGAAAAUUGGCAGUUUCUGACAUCAGAAUUCCUCUUUUCUGGAGAGAUGUAGAUCAUAUUCGAAACAGAGGAGAUCAUCACCGGUAUGCCGUCUUCUGUCUACUCAAAGUGGGUACAGACAUCUUCGAUACUCAGUUGGUUACCAAUGUGGAUAGAACCUCCACUGACGUCACAUUCAGCGACUCCUUUGUUUUUGAAAACGUUUCCCCGGGAUUUGAGUUUACCCUUGAGGUCUAUUCGUACAAUCUUCACGAUGACAUGACCAUCGCCAGUACACCUCAAAAGAUCCGCAGGAAAAUCAACUCCUUCUCCAAUUCGGUGGGGAAAUCCGUCGGACGAAAACUGCAGACUAGUUUAUCCAGCGGGUCCAAUGAGGAGCUUCUCAGUGUACCAACGACACCAGGCACACCCGGCUUCAGGCUUGUUGCUCGAUCCACCCUGACGCUAGAUGAAGCCAACACUGUUAUAAAGACACAUGAUCUGAACAUGGAAAAUGAUGAAAGCACUCGUCAUCAUUGCCUGCCGCUAUUUGGUAAUUUUUGUUGCCGGUUUGCUGCUCAGCCAGAUUGCAUCGCCAAAGAUUUAGCUCAGGGAAGUCUUCAGCUUUUACAGACGACUGCAGGUGUCCAAACUUGGAGAAACCUGAGAGGGGUCUUAAGAGACGGUGACCUGAGACUACGGGAUGAGGAAGUAUUCAUCAGCGAGGAUCCUGUGUACACCAUUCCAAUCUCAAAGGAUACAUUGAUAGCCGCUUCCUCAAAGUUCAGUGUGACACAUCCUCAUCUUCUAGAGGUCAGCGAGAAUAAAGAGCGCCACCACUUGGCGGUACAGAGCAAGGAGGAGAUGUCGAGAUGGCGUGAUGCACUCGAACAACUUGUAACAAAUCAAGGUGCUUGGAAUAACGCUUGUCAUACUUCAGAGGUAAUCAUCAUCCCAGACCCAAGAAGACCUUCUGUGGAGUCUGAUCGCACAGGUUCACUCUAUGAUGAAAUGUCAAUAAGUCCCGACUUCCCAAGCCAAGAUGGGUCUGAAGAGGAUGCUGUUUUCAUCGACUCCCCAGCGAAUAAUCUCAGACCAAGACCCGUUAAACUUCCCAAGCCCUCCAUAUUCUAUAUUCCCAAGAUGCUGUCGAGGAGGGAGACAAAUGUAUGAACUCUGGUAUACAAUAAUAAUAUUAUAAUAAGGCCACAUUAAAAAAAAAAAGUUGUUGUUCAUCCCUGCCUGACCUUUCAAAACCCCCAGACCCCAUUUUUUUUUUUUUUUUUUUUUAU
This is a messenger RNA of Asterias rubens (European starfish), 2544 nucleotides long. Its product is annotated as rhotekin-like. NCBI's taxonomy places the organism in Eukaryota, Metazoa, Echinodermata, Asteroidea, Forcipulatida, Asteriidae. Gene Ontology annotation, biological process: mitotic cytokinesis; actomyosin contractile ring assembly; septin ring organization. Gene Ontology annotation, cellular component: actomyosin contractile ring. The transcript is spliced from 12 exons. The record is from RefSeq and is a predicted model, not a curated record. Bases 749 to 2425 code for a protein of 558 amino acids.